This is a messenger RNA of Rotaria socialis, 5022 nucleotides long. The record is from the annotation of a GenBank genome assembly. NCBI's taxonomy places the organism in Eukaryota, Metazoa, Rotifera, Eurotatoria, Philodinida, Philodinidae.
AUGGCCGGACCAUUACCAAUUAAAUUUCAAGAACAUUUACAACUUCAAAAUGUUGGUAUCAACGUUACGAACAUUGGAUUUAGUUCACUUACAAUGGAAUCCGAUAAAUUUAUUUGCGUACGUGAAAAAGUUAAUGAUACAGCUUUUGUUAUUAUUAUUGAUAUGGCCGAUUCAAGCAACCCUAUCAAACGACCAAUUACAGCUGAUUCAGCCAUUAUGAAUCCAACAAGUAAAGUUAUAGCAUUAAAAGCUGCUAAAACAUUACAAAUUUUCAAUAUUGAACUACGUAGUCGAAUGAAAACAUACAAUAUGACAGAGGAUUGUAUCUUUUGGAAAUGGAUUAGCGUUAAUACAAUUGGUAUUGUAACUGAAACAUCUGUUUAUCAUUGGACAAUGGAAGGUGAUAGCCAACCGGUUAAAAUGUUCGAUCGUCAUCAAAGUUUAGUAGGUUGUCAAAUAAUUAAUUAUCGAACUGAUGAAUCAUUACAAUGGUUACUUGUUAUCGGUAUUCAAGCACAGGAUAGUCGUGUUGUUGGCCGUAUGCAAUUAUACUCUGUUGAGCGUAAAGUAUCACAACCAAUUGAAGGACAUGCAGCUGCAUUUACACAAUUUAAAUUAACUGGAAAUAAAAAAUCAUCAAACCUGUUUUCGUUCGCUGUUCGAGGACCGCAAGGAGGAAAACUUCAUAUUAUCGAAGUUGGCGCACCAGCACCCGAUAAUCAACCAUUUCAAAAGAAAGCCAUCGAUGUUCAGUUUCCAGCUGAAGCACCAAAUGAUUUUCCUGUUGCUAUGCAAACAUCAUCCAAGCAUGGCGUUAUUUUUUUAGUAACUAAAUAUGGCUAUAUACAUAUGUUUGAUAUCGAAAGUGGAACAUUGAUUUAUAUGAAUCGUAUUAGUGCUGAUACCAUGUUUGUGACAGCACCGUAUGAGCCAACAUCUGGCAUAAUCGCCGUUAAUCGUAAAGGCCAAGUUCUUUCGGUUAGUGUUGAUGAAGAUAAUGUCGUAUCUUAUAUCCAAAAUGUAUUAGCCAAUGCUGAACUUGCUUAUAAAAUGUCAGCGAGAUGCAAUUUACCAGGUGCUGAUCAAUUAUUUCUGGCAAGAUUUGCACAAUUAUUUCAAAGUGGAAAUUACGGUGAAGCUGCUAAAGUUGCUGCUACAGCUCCACGGGGAAUCCUUCGUACACAACAAACAAUUCAACAAUUUCAAACUGUUCCAGCACAACCCAAUCAACCAUCACCAUUACUUCAAUAUUUUAGUAUUUUAUUAGAAUCAAGCAAACUAAAUAAAGAAGAAUCGAUCGAAUUAUGUAAACCAGUUGUAAUGCAAGGAAAAAAACAAUUAAUAGAAAAAUGGCUAAAAGAAGAUAAACUUGAAUGCAGUGAACAAUUAGGUGAUCUUGUUAAAACAAUUGAUGCAACACUAGCAUUAUCAGUUUACUUACGUGCUAAUGUACCAAUGAAAGUUAUUCAAUGCUUUGCUGAAACAGGCCAAUAUCAAAAAAUAGUUCUUUAUGCUAAAAAAGUCAAUUAUCAACCUGACUACAUUUUUCUUUUACGAAGUAUAAUGCGAAUUAAUCCUGAACAAGGUGUUCAAUUUGCACAAUUACUUGUUCAAGACAAUGAACCAUUAGCGGAUUUAACACAAGUUGUUGAUGUAUUUCUCGAACAAAAUCUUAUACAACCAUGUACAGCAUUUUUACUUGAUGCUUUAAAAAAUAAUCGAGAAGAUCAAGGACACUUACAGACGCGUUUAUUAGAAAUGAAUUUAAUGCAAGCACCACAAGUUGCCGAUGCUAUUUUGGCUAAUAAUAUGUUUACACAUUAUGAUCGACCACACAUUGCUCAAUUGUGUGAAAAAGCUGGUUUACUUCAACGUGCACUUGAACAUUACACAGAUUUAUAUGAUAUUAAACGUGCUGUCGUACAUACACAUCUGUUAAAUCCAGAAUGGCUUGUGAAUUAUUUUGGUCGAUUAUCUGUUGAUGAUUGCAUUGAAUGUUUAAAAGCAAUGUUACAAGCUAAUAUUCGACAAAAUCUACAAGUUGUUGUACAAAUUGCAACAAAAUAUCAUGAACAACUUGGAACAUCAAAACUUAUUGAAUUAUUUGAAUCAUUCAAAAGCUACGAAGGUCUUUUUUAUUUUCUUGGUUCAAUUGUUAACUUUAGUCAAGAACCAGAUGUUCAUUUUAAAUAUAUUCAAGCUGCAUGUAAAACAGGUCAAAUCAAAGAAGUUGAACGUAUUUGUCGUGAAUCCAAUUGUUAUGAUGCUGAACGUGUUAAAAAUUUUCUCAAGGAAGCAAAACUAACUGAUCAAUUACCAUUAAUUAUCGUUUGUGAUCGUUUUAAUUUUGUUCAUGAUCUUGUUCUUUAUUUAUAUCGAAAUAAUUUAAUGAAAAAUAUUGAAAUUUAUGUUCAACGAGUUAAUUCAGGUCGUCUACCAGUCGUUGUUGGUGGUUUACUUGAUGUUGAUUGUAGUGAAGAUCAUAUAAAACAAAUAAUACUUUCAGUGCGAGGCAAUUUUAAUGUUGAUGAACUUGUUGAAGAAGUUGAAAAACGAAAUCGAAUGAAACUACUUUUACCCUGGCUUGAAACUCGUAUUCAUGAUGGAAGCAAUGAUCCUGCUGUUCAUAAUGCAUUAGCUAAAAUUUAUAUUGACUCAAAUAGUAAUCCAGAAAAAUAUCUUCGUGAAAAUCCUCAUUAUGAUAGUCGUGUUGUUGGCAAAUAUUGUGAAAAACGUGAUCCACAUUUAGCAUGCGUAGCAUAUGAGCGUGGUGGUUGUGAUAUGGAACUUAUUAAUGUUUGCAAUGAAAAUUCUUUAUUUAAAAGUGAAGCACGAUAUUUGGUCCGUCGAAAAGAUCCCGUAUUGUGGGAAUCUGUAUUACGAGAAGAUAAUCAAUAUCGACGACCAUUAAUCGAUCAAGUUAUUCAAACAGCUUUAGCUGAAACACAAGAUCCAGAAGAAAUAUCUGUUACAGUUAAAGCAUUUAUGACAGCUGAUCUACCAAAUAAUUUAAUUGAAUUAUUAGAAAAAAUUGUUAUUGAUAAUUCUGUAUUUAGUGAACAUCGUAAUUUACAAAACUUACUCAUUCUAACAGCAAUUAAAGCUGAUCGUUCACGUGUUAUGGACUAUAUAAAUCGUUUAGAAAAUUAUGAUGCACCUGAUAUAGCAAAUAUUGCUAUCAGUAAUCAAUUAUAUGAAGAAGCUUUUUCAAUUUAUAAAAAAUUUGAAGUUAAUACAUCAGCUAUUCAAGUACUCAUUGAUCAUAUUAAAAAUUUGGAUCGAGCUUAUGAAUUUGCUGAACGUUGCAAUGAACCUGGUGUAUGGAGUUUAUUAGCUAAUGCUCAAAUACGUCAAGGCUUAGUUAAAGAAGCUAUUGAUUCAUUUAUUAAAGCUGAUGAUCCAACAUCAUACCUUGAAGUUGUUAAUGUUGCCUCGCAAAAUCAAAGUUGGGAAGAUUUAGUUCGAUAUUUACAAAUGGCUCGUAAGAAAGCAAGAGAAACAUUUGUUGAAACUGAAUUAGCAUUUGCUUACGCUAAAACAAAUCGUCUUGCUGAACUGGAAGAAUUUAUUUCAGCACCCAAUCAUGCACAAAUUCAAACGGUUGGUGAUCGAUGUUUCGAUCAAGAAAUGUAUGAAGCUGCGAAACUUCUUUAUAACAAUAUAUCCAAUUAUGCUAAAUUGGCAGUUACAUUAUGCUAUUUGGGUGAUUAUCAAGGUGCUGUUGAUAGUGCCCGUAAAGCCAAUUCAACUAAAACAUGGAAAGAAAUUUGUUUUGCUUGUAUUGAUAAAGACGAAUUUCGCCUUGCUCAAAUGUGUGGUAUACAAAUUGUUGUACAAGCUGAGGAAUUAGAAGAAUUAAUAAAUUAUUAUCAAAAUCGGGGCUAUUUUGAAGAAUUAAUUCAAUUGCUUGAAGCGUCACUUGGUCAUGAACGUGCACAUAUUGGCAUGUUUACUGAAUUAGCUAUAUUAUAUUCUAAAUAUAAACCACAAAAAAUGCGCGAACAUUUGGAAUUAUUUUGGUCACGUGUUAGAAAACCAAAAGUACUUCGUGCAUGUGAACAAGCACAUCUUUGGUCUGAACUAGUUUUUCUUUAUGAUAAAUAUGAAGAAUAUGAUAAUGCAAUUUUAACAAUUAUGGCUCAUCCAUCUGAAGCUUGGCGUGAAAAUCAUUUUAAGGAUGUAAUCAGUAAAGUAGCAAAUAUUGAAUUAUAUUAUAAAUCCAUUGAUUUUUAUCUGGAAUUUAAACCAAUGCUAUUAAAUGAUUUACUUUUAAUAUUAUCACCACGUCUUGAUCAUACACGUGCUGUAAACUAUUUCCUCAAAGUAAAACAAUUACCAUUAGUUAAACCAUAUUUACGUUCCGUACAAAAUAUAAAUAAUAAAGCUAUUAACGAAGCUCUAAAUAAUCUAUUAAUUGAAGAAGAAGAUUAUCAAGGUUUAAGAAAUUCAAUUGAUGCAUAUGAUAAUUUUGAUAAUAUCACAUUAGCGCAACGUCUUGAAAAACAUGAAUUAACUGAAUUUCGUCGUAUCUCUGCUUAUCUCUACAAGGGAAAUAACCGAUGGAAACAAGCUGUUGAAUUGUGUAAAAAAGAUCGUUUAUAUAAAGACUCAAUGACUUAUGCAUCAGAAUCUCGACAAUGUGAAAUAGCUGAAGAAUUAAUAUCAUGGUUUCUUGAUGAAAAAUUAUUUGAAUGCUUUGGUGCAUGUUUAUUUCAAUGUUAUGAUCUUUUACGACCUGAUGUUAUACUUGAACUUGCAUGGCGUCAUAAUAUUAUGGACUUUGCAAUGCCUUAUAUGAUUCAAAUAAUGCGAGAAUAUAUAACAAAAGUUGAUAAACUUGAACAAUCGGAUCACGUUCGUACUGAAAAUGAAACAGCGAAUGAUCAAAAACCGAUUGAUUUUACUGUUCAAGGUCCAUUAAUGAUAACUGCACCUGGUAUGGGUGUUUAUCAACAACCAGCUUUUGCAGCUGGUGGUGUGUAUCCAACUUAUGGUGGUGCACCAGGUUAUUCAGGCUACUAG